AAUAAAAACACAGUUUUGUUCAUUUCUUUACAGGAAUCAUUUAAAGAUCUUAAUUAUGGAGACUUAGGUCAACACGCUAUGGGUAAUAUUGGGAGGUGGCUUGUUGAUGUGACUAUAUUAGUCUCUCAGCUAGGUUUUUGCUGUGCCUACUUGAUUUUUAUAUCAGAAAAUUUAUCAAGUUACGUUAGUCGAGUAAGCAAACCUCAGUGGCUCGUUAUUCUACUUCCUCCCCUUUUCCUGCUUACAUUACUUCGACAUCUUCACAAGUUAGCAUUAUUUAGUUUCUUUGCUCAAGUAUCCAACUUGUUUGCCUUCUCAGUUGUGUUCUGGUUUGAUUUUGAGCACAUACACUCUGUAAAGAAACGGUUUCAUCCUAAAGAGUUUUCACUAAAAGGAUUUCCAUUCUUUUUUGCAAUGGCAAUUUACUGUUAUGAGGGUGCUGGAAUGAUUCUUUCUCUUGAAGCUUCUUGUUUGAAAGGAGUUCGACAUUUGUUUAAUAGAUAUUUUAUCAUUACAAUUUCUUUUUCAACUGCCUUGUACAUAGCCUUUGGUGUUUCAGGUUAUAUGUCUUUUGGACCAGAGACUAAUGAAAUCAUCACAUUAAAUCUGUCAAAAGGAGGAGGUAUGAACUUUGCAAUGCUUGUGAAAGUGUGCCUAUGUGUAUCUUUAUUUUUUACGUAUCCAGUGAUGCUGUUUCCUGUAACAAAGCUGUUAGAAAAUCGUUGCCUUCCAGUAAGAGAGAAUCCUGUUCAUCUAGAGAAUUUCUUGAGACUUGUGGUAGUCUCUGUAACAGGCUUGAUUGUUACUGCUGUGCCAAAUUUUGCUAAUCUGAUGGCCUUGGUGGGAGCUACAUGCUGCACAUUAUUGGCCUUCAUCCUACCUGGGCUCUUCCAUAUCCUCUUAUUUAAAAAUUCCAUCACAAGAGGAGAAUGGCUCUUUGAUUGCUGGCUAAUCUUUCUUGGUAUUCUAGGAACAGUUAUUGGUACAACUGAUGCAGUGAUUCGUCUAACCUCAACAAGUAAUGUUCCAGUGUCUUCAAUUGCCUUGAAUGUCACAAACACUAGUGACUUGGUUUUGUGAAAGUUAUACUUUAUAUUUGAUAUUAUCUUUCGAGCUGAAUUGACCAAUCUUCUGAGUAAUGUCUCAUGGUUAAGGUGUUCAUUUUACUGGUAAACUAAUAAUGAAGCAAUUUCUUUUUAUAUUGCACUAUGUUCCAAUUUUCUGUUGAUAUAAUUUUGUUUUUUAGAUGAAUUAAUAUGCUUUUCCAAAGGUACUUUUUUUAGGUGAGACACUAUAAUAUUAUAUAACUUGUAAUUUAGUUAUUUUAAUAACAGAAUAAAUGACACAGAGGCUUGAAGAAAUAUGAUUACAUGCAAUUGUCCAAACCACAUCACUUGGAGAAGUUAUUUCUAUUUGAAAGUGGAAAUGAAGUUACUCUGAGCUUUGUUGGUUUUCAUGAUAAUGAGCUACAAACUAAUUAGUAGGUAUAAACGUUCUAGAAAUGAAGUAAAAGUUUUGUGUAAUAUGUUUGUAUAGCAUUGAGUUUUAUGUUUCACUUUAUAUACAGUUACUGUUUUACCCUAGCUUUCAUCACUCCAAGGUUAGAGUGGCCAUAUUCUAAGUAUAACACAAUUAUUUAUUAAAAAGUCACUUUGAACCUUUUCUGUAUCAAAAUAUUGUCUAGAAAAAUUACAUUUAAAAUUGAAAUAACUUGUUUAACAAAUUGUAACUCUGUAGAGCUGUCCUUUCUAAGCAAUAUAUCUUUUAAUUUUGUAACAGGUUUCCAAAUAACUUGUUUAACAAAUUGUAACUCUUUAGAGCUGUCCUUUCUGAGCGAUAUAUCUUUUAAUUUUGUAACAGGUUUCCAAAUAACUUGUUUAACAAAUUGUAACUCUUUAGAGCUGUCCUUUCUGAGCGAUAUAUCUUUUAAUUUUGUAACAGGUUUCCAAAUAACUUGUUUAACAAAUUGUAACUCUUUAGAGCUGUCCUUUCUGAGUGAUAUAUCUUUUAAUUUUGUAACUUGUUUAACAAAUUGUAACUCUUUAGAGCUGUCCUUUCUAAGUGAUAUAUCUUUUAAUUUUGUAACAGGUUUCCAAAUGACCUUUCAUAAAAUCAAAGAUCUAAUUUGGAAGGAAGUUAUGAGAUCAAAUAAAUAAUUAACAUUUUGCAUGCAAACAGUUUAUUUGAAGUGCUGGUCAUUCAUAUUAAAGCUAAAAGUCAUUCAAGACCUUGCUUUCAUAGCUACAUUCAUUACAUUUAGAUAAAAUUUAAAACAAAACUAAGUUUCUGCCCCACCCAAAUAAGUAUUUUGGUCUCAUAGUGAAAGCAAAACUAGUGGCAUAUAGGUACAAACCAAUAGCUUGAAGGAAUCAGGCUUACUAGCUUAGCUGUGAAAGUAGUUCACCAUCUUAAACAUGGUUUAUAAAUUCAGAUAAAUCCUGCUUUUAUCUUUCUGGUUUUGAAGAAAAAGCAUAAUUAUGUUCUUAAGAACCACUAGACAAUAAUGUAUAUAGCAUAAUUGUUUUAAAAAUUGUUAAGUAUUUGUUUGGUUUUUAGAAUAUGGAUAUGAAUUUAAAAAUGUUGAUGUACUAUUUAUUAAAGUAGUGUAAAUGUGGCAGACUUGAAACAAUUAAUGAUUGUGCUGUUACAUGGAAUGAAAUAACUUUUACUUGGUACUGCUAUAAAACAUAAAUAUCUUACAAGUCCUUAUUUAGGGAUACUUAUGCUCUGAUAUGUGCUGUGAAACCUAUAGGCCAUUGAAUAACUUCAGCUAAAGUACAUGCAGUGUAUGUGGGUUACCUGAUCUAGUUCAAAUUAGUUUAAAACCUAAAAGCUUGUAAAUGUCUGUAGCAACAUACAAACAAAUUGUCUUUUUUUUUUAUGAGGGUCAGAUUACUCCAUAAUGCUACAAUUAAAGAUUGAUGACUAGUGUUUUGUAUAUGAUUGUGCAUUAACUGAAUUCACAGUUACUGUGCUUGCUACUAAAGUUUCAGAACAGAUGAUGUCAAACAGAAUGCUAUUUAGCAUGAAUGAGUUAAGAUAUGUUUUUGAGUUCAUGUGGGUUAUCAGGAAUUCCAUUUACUCCUGACUACCAGUAACUAAAACAAUAAUGAAAAUAAUAAAAUGUUGCAUUCUUGUUAGAAUUAAAAAGGUACAUUUUGUUUUCCAUUUUAAAAAUGAGUUAUUUCAUAAUUUAUAAAUCCUAUUUUGUUGGUAAAUUAUACACUGAAUUUGUACUAUAAAGUUUGGCUUUUAAAUAGUGUUUGUUCAACUAUGUGCAGAAGGUAGGUGUAAUAAUGUACAUUUCCAUUUCUUAUCAACAGAAAUGGCUUUUAAAACUAACUAUGGAGGAAUUUUAAUAUUAUUUUCUUAGAAGUUCAUGUGAACAGUGAUUUAUAUAGUGUGCAUGUCUAAUUUUAUUUUUCUAAAGUGAUUUAAAGAUAGAUAUCCUGUUUCAGGUUUUGUUUAUUCAGAAUUCUUUGGCUUAAAGUUAAGAGGUCAAGAUUUUGAAGGUACUCAACACUGUUGAAGUAUUCUUCAAAAUAUUUUUGGAAGUGUUCUUUAGGCAGAAUUAUAAAAAUUAUUUGUGAAGGUUUAUAAUCUAAUUUCCGUUCAAUAAGUCGUAUUGUUUUGCUAAUGGCAUUUCAAUAUUGUUGUUUAAUAUCUUUAUUAAAAUAACCUUAGUUGCUUCUUUCUUUCUUUCUUUUUUUUAUCUGACACCUUUUCUUUAUGGCCAUCUCUAGUGUUUGGUGUACACUCCAGAUUCCACAGUGUUUUAGCUAUAUUAGCCCAUAUUCUCUCAGUGAAGAGAUGACAGCUUGUUAAAAGUGGAAAAUUAGUUAAUUAAUACUGUACUAAGUAUUUUAAAUAUAUUUCUUUUGGUGAGUUUUCAGUUUCAUAUGCUUGUAAUAAGAAUUGUGCAAAAACUAAAAAUAUUUAUAAACAUUUUUUUUAUCCCCCUCUAACAGUUAGCUGGUUAAUCUCAAAAUGUAACUUGUAAGCUUUUCAAAUUGCAAUAACACGGUGUAUAAAACUUUGAAACUUAAAACCCAUCAGUUAACUAUUGUUUUAGUGAUGUUUUACUUUUAUAAGCAAAGUUACAUAACAUUUUCUGUAAAUAAGGUUUUUGAUUAAUGAGUGUUCAUCUUGGUAAAUUAUGUAUGUGCACACAAGUCUUUAGAAUGUUUUAAAUACCAAUUUUUUUUUAUUUACUUGGUAAGGGUUGAAACAUUUGUUUUUGUAGCCUCUUUUAAUAAAGAAGUGUUGUAGUAUCAGAAGUAAUAUUUUAUAAGAACUAAAUUGCAACUUCUGAGUGUAAAUAAAACUAUUUUUAUUUA
Molecule: messenger RNA, 4337 nt
Organism: Limulus polyphemus (Atlantic horseshoe crab)
Lineage: Eukaryota; Metazoa; Arthropoda; Merostomata; Xiphosura; Limulidae
Product: amino acid transporter AVT3B-like
Exons: 14
Coding region: 79-1080 (333 amino acids)
Biological process (GO): amino acid transmembrane transport
Cellular component (GO): vacuolar membrane
Molecular function (GO): amino acid transmembrane transporter activity
Source: RefSeq, a predicted model, not a curated record